CCGAGGGAGAGCGCGGCCGGAGGAGGGUGUGUUUUUCCUCUCACUGCAGCAUCAGCACGGCACUGAGGAGCACAUUGCACAGUGAAGAAGAAAAAGGAGGAGGAGGACAGCAGCAACAGAUAGGCCACAGCAGGAGUUGUUGCAGGAAAAGGAGCAUCCGUGGAGAAAAGACAUUGUGGCUUGAACUCCGAGGAGAAGACGCCGAGGCCUGUAAUUGUGCGUGACUUGGCGGGGCGUUGAUUGGACAGUGAGCGAUGAUGGACGUGCAGCGACAGCAGACUGGCAGUAGGGGGCGGUGCUCCAGCAUCCUCCCCCCUGUCCUCCCCCUCUCCCUUCUCCUCCUACUCACCCUGGCGAGCCACCCCAGCCAAGCCGCCAUACACAUUCCACCCAACUACCACAUAAGUGACCUCAAGAGGCCUCCAGCCAUCACCACACAGCCGGGCUCAGUCACCGUUUUCAGCGUUGAAGACCUCGUCAUGACCUGCGAAGCCUCUGGCAACCCUCCACCCAUUUUCCGAUUUACGAAGGAUGGAGAGGAGUUUGAUCCAGGCACCGACCCCGAGCUGAAAGUGACUGAGCGCCCCGGUUCGUUCGCCUUCUACACGCUCAGUAACACAAUGGACGCCAUGAAGCAGUACCAGGGCAAAUACGCGUGUUACGCUUCCAACGAGCUUGGCACGGCCGUCUCCGGUGAGGCCAUAAUCAACACUGAUGUCCCACCAACACAGCAGAAAGAGAAAAAAGUCCAUGUGAGGUCUGAGGAAGGAAGCAGUAUUGUUCUGAAGUGUAACCCCCCACAGAGCUCGAUGGAGCCCAUCAUUCACUGGAUGGACUGGAAGCUCCGUCACAUCCAGCUGAGUGAGCGGGUGAUGGUGGGCAAAGAUGGUAACCUCUAUUUUGCCUACCUUAAAAAGGAGGACAGCAGGGCUGACUACACCUGCAAUGUCCAGUACCUUGCCACUCGCACCAUCUUGGCCAAAGAGCCUGUCACUCUGACCGUCAACCCCUCCAACUCAGUGCUGCGGAACAGGAGGCCCCACAUGAUGAGACCUACUGGCAGCCACAGCACUUACCAUGCACUCAGGGGCCAGACCUUAGAGCUGGAGUGCAUCGUCCAAGGCUAUCCAACUCCCAAAGUGUUGUGGGUUAGGAAGGACGGGGAAAUGUCAGAAUCCCGCACCGACAAAGAGAUGUUUGACCGCCGUUUACGCUUCACCAAUAUCUCUGAGAGCGAUGCAGGGGAGUAUCAGUGUAUAGCAGACAAUUCCCAAGGGAAGACCACACACACUUACACGGUGGCUGUGGAAGCUGCUCCCUAUUGGACAAAAGAGCCAGUCAGCCAAUUAUAUGCUCCAGGUGAGGAUGUCAGACUAGACUGCCAGGCAGAAGGCAUUCCUACUCCAACCAUCACCUGGAUGAUCAACGGAAUCCCCCUCUCAUCGACUGACCGAGACCCUAGACGUACUGUAACACCCAGUGCCUCGCUCAUCCUGAGAGAUGUCGAUUUUGGAGACACUGCAAUCUACCAGUGCCAGGCCUCCAAUAAACACGGAACUAUUCUCAUCAACACUAACAUUUAUGUCAUUGAGCUGCCACCCCAAAUUUUGACUGAGGAUGGCAACACCUACACGGUUACCGAGAGCCAGAAGGUGUUGCUUGAGUGUGAAAGCUUUGGAUCUCCUAAACCAAAAGUCAUAUGGAACGGUGGGAGCGCCUCCAACCUUCUGGCGGAUUCCAGAGUCAACCCUCUCACCACCGGGGGACUGGAGAUCUUCAAUGUCACACACGAUGACGAGGGCUUCUACACUUGCUCUGUGCAGAACACCAACUUGUCCAUCAGUGCGGCCCUGGAAGUGCUUAACAGGACCGUGAUCCUAUCGCCUCCUCAGGCUCUGAAGGUGCAGCCGGGACAAGCUGCCAUCUUUACUUGUCUUUCUCUUGUGGACCCCAAGCUCGCCUCGCCACUCAUUCAGUGGAGAAAGAACGACCACAAGCUGUUUGCGUCUGAAAGUGAUGAAAAGUACACAUUCGAAGGACCGGACUUGAUUAUUGCUAAUGCAGAACCUGAUGAUGAAGGAAAUUACACUUGUCAGGUCAUCACUAAUCUGGACAUGGCCGAAGCGACCGGAACACUCACUAUAUAUGAUCGUCCAGACCCGCCUGUCCUCCUACAACUUACACAACCUAAACAACGUACAAUUGCCCUCAGCUGGACUCCUGGAGAUGAACACAACAGCCCAGUGAUAGAGUACGUGAUUGAGUUUGAGGAUCAAGUCUCAAAUGAGAAGGGUUGGGAAGAGUUGAGCCGAGUAUCAGGGACCACAGAGCGUGCCAGUCUCUCUCUGUGGCCCUACAUGUCUUAUCGUUUCCGCGUUACUGCCAUCAACGAAGUAGGCAAGAGCGCUCCCAGCAAGGUGUCUGAAAUCUACAACACAGCUGCUGAAGUGCCAGACAAUAACCCGGAAGAUGUCAGGAGUGAGUCCGUUGACCCAGAUACGCUUGUCAUCACCUGGGAGGAAAUGGAUAAACGGGACUUCAACGGGCCGGACUUCAAGUACCGCGUCCUGUGGAGGCGGGUGGUGGGCAGUGGGCCCACUUGGCACACCAACUACACAACGGUGCCACCAUUAGUUGUUAGUGGAAUUGGCAACUUCUCCGCAUUUGAGAUCAAAGUGCAAGCUAUUAACGAAAAGGGCGGGGGGCCUGAGCCGGACCCUAUUAUUGGCUACUCAGGAGAAAAUAUUCCACUGGAGGCCCCCAUGAAUGUAGGUGUCGUCCUACUGAACAGCACUGCCAUCAGGGUGACCUGGGCUGCUAUAGAUAGAGAGACCGUCAGAGGACACCUGCUUGGCUACAAGAUUCACUUGACCAGGGUCGGUUCUCGGAGCCACCACAGAGCUCGAAGGGAGCCAGCCAUCACUGUUGUCGUGGCGACUGGGGCCAACGAGGAAAGGAAGGUGAUCGGCGAUCUCCAACCGUACUCCCACUACACCUUGACCGUCAGCGUGUACAACACCAAAGGAGACGGCCCGCCUUGUGAGACGCUGUCAUUCAACACUGCUGAGGGAGUUCCUCAUCCUCCAACAUCCCUGACCCUGGACAGUCCGUCUGAGAUGGAAAUGACCCUGCGCUGGACACCACCCAGUCAACCUAAUGGGAUUCUAAUUGGAUACCUGUUGCAGUACCAACGGAUUGUAGAAAGUGACGACAGCCCCAUGCAAGUGGAGACAAUUGACGAUCCGAAAAUGAGCCACCUCACCCUGAAGGGCCUGGAUCGCCACAGCCACUACCGCUUCUACCUGAGGGGACGCACUGCCAUGGGGGAUGGUGAGCCCAUCAUGAGGGAGGGUGCCACCACACUUGAUGGAGCACCCCCAGUCAACAUCAGCGUGCUUUCUGGCGAUAACGUUGCCAACAUCAGCUGGGUGGCCAAGAAGAGGCACAGGAAUGUUCGAUUCCAGAUCCACUAUCUUAGGGAGAAUGAUGCUGAUAAAUGGAAGAAGACAGAAAAGGUGGACUCCUCCCAGUCCUUCUACCAGCUCCAGGACCUGAGACCUGGCUCCCAUUACCACCUGCGAUUCACCCACAGCAAUGUCACCUUCUUUCAGACUGAGAUUGACACAAUGGGAACAGAAGUGACGGAGGUGCAGCCGAGCUUCGCCACCCAGGGAUGGUUCAUCGGUCUUGUGAGCGCCGUCGUGCUGCUGCUGCUCAUACUGCUCAUCCUCUGCUUCGUGAAAAGAAACAAAGGGGGGAAGUACUCAGUGAAAGACAAAGAGGAAGGCCCCAUGGACUCUGAGGCCCGACCAAUGAAGGACGAGACUUUUGGAGAGUACAGAUCUCUAGAAAGCGACCUGGAGGAGAAGCGUACGGCCAGCCAGCCGUCCCUGUGCGAGGAGAGCAAGCUGUGCAGCGAGGACAACCUGGACUUCAACGGUAGCAGCGUGCUGACCACAGAGAUCAACCUGGAUGAGUCGCUGGCCAGCCAGUACAGUCGGCCCAGCGAGGGCCGGGAAGUACCGGAUAACUCCCCGCUUAACCCCACCAUCGUUACCCCCGCCGCCAAUGGCCUGCCAAACCAAGUCACCAUCCUCGAUUAACCUCUACGCAUCGGCGCAGGAACCAUCAGACCAAAACAUGUCAACACAUACGUGCCCAUACGCUCCUUUUCCCUGCUGAGUAGUUUGACAACUAACACGCAAUCAAUGUAUUGACAAUUCAGACGCUUGUGGUGUCAUCUGAUGGACUUGGAAUGUUCUGACCAAAGUAGUGGACAACGUGACAUCAAUCUGACUAUCUUUAACUCUCUCCCGGUCCUCCUUCAUCGCUGUAACACUUUCUUUUCUUUAUCUUUUCUCGUCUCAAAAACAGAAUUUCGUGCAGUAGAAAGCGUGCUGUAAAUAUACAGAAAAGCAGCUUCAGAGUGAAAGUGAAGCAUGAUGGGACACAGAUGGCACACACUGCUGCUGCGGUGACACAUCGUAGAUAUUUAUCACCUUUUCUUUAAUUUGAAGGUUUCACACAAUGUAAUUGCCAAUGAUGUGUUACAAGUGUGUUUGAAUCCUUGUCACUAUUUUCAACACUAUUUAGCAUAUAGAAAAACGCCCUAUCCAUAUAUUUUGUGGACAUAACCAAGAGAACUGAAGCCAGGUUUCGUACCGUAAACAACACAGAAUGCAUUAGGAGGAACUUGCUGUUAAAAUGCCGAGUAGCAUCUGGUGUAUAUAUUUGCAUCUAAAUGUAUCUAUCUAGCCAUAUUACAGUAUUAUAGCUCCUGGUCCUUAUAAGUUCCUGUGCCUGCUGGGUUUUGCAUAGUGCACCAGAUUGAUGUCAUGACUUGCUCGCCUUUCCACCUCAAGUUUAAUGUCCAUAUUGGGAAAUGAUGUUGUAAUUUUUUGUGUCAAGACCUAUGUGUCCCUUUUUGUAUAUUGUCUUUGUUUCUGUCGACAUGUCCUGGCGUCCCUUUAUAUCUCUCCAUAUGUCACACUACCAUCUGUUCUCAGAGCAGUAUUUUGUGUAUGCUUGCAGAUAAUGGCUAAACACUCCCACUUUCCUGACUGUCAUUUACACAGUCUAAUAUUGCAGACAGGCAAGAUUAUUGACAGUCUUUGCAUAAUAAAGACAGUUGUUUUUUUUUCACAGGGAAUGUAUUUUUUUAAGUGCUGACAUUGCAUUUACACUUAAGCGCAACAAUUAUUCAGGCCAUGGCCAAAUCUUAAGUUAAAAUUAUUGUUUUAUUUGAUGAAUGGGUACCUUUUAGCCAUGAGAAAUUAAGUCAAAGACCAAUAGUUGCUGUAGUAAUAAUUUUUCCUGAAAUAAAAUAAGUUUUUAUUUUUUUUCUAUUUUCCCAUCCAAAUGUCUAAAUGUUGUAGUUUAUUGAUUCUCAAACAUUUUUCCACCAAGUACAACCUUACAAAAAACUUGUCUCUCCAACUACCACCAUAAUGACCUACAUUCAAAUACAGGCCUUCAUUAAAACAUAUAAGUUGUAUCUAAGUAUAUUUAAUAAUGCUGGCUAUUGUUACAUUGCACACAGUUUUAACAAUAACGCCGUGUUAAAAUAUAGGAAAAUAAAACACUGUACUUUUAUUGACUCGAUGGAGCCUGUGUGCUACUAAUGGUACACAUACCACAGUUUGAGAAUACCUGUUGUAGUUAGGUAUUGCAAAGUUAAACAUUUUUGGAUAAUGAAUUGGAAUAUUUUUACAAUUUACAACUGUAAAAUACAUAUUUUUCAUAUUUGUGAUACAUUUUAUUAAAUACAAUGUACACAACACAACCUCCAACCGUCUUUUCCCAAAAGUAAUUUCCCAAACUUAAAAAAAAAAAAAAUCUAUUUUUCUUCAUUUUAAAGAAAAAAUUUUUUUUUAACACAACCUUCAUAAUACUUUUCCACAAGACAGUAAAUUUACCUUCAAUACAAGAUUAUUAAUUACAAUUUAUUCAAAACAAUCUUCAACAGAAUAUUUUCCCAAAUUAGGAAAAAAGUAAGUAAGAUGUUUUUUCAAUUUUUUUUUUUAAUCCAAUACAAAAAAAAUAAUAUUAAAUAUACCCCAAAGGGAAUAAGCGGUAGAAAAUAGAUGGAUGGAUGGAUAUUUUACACAACCUGCAAUAUAUUUGUUUUAGCUAUAAAAUGACCAUUUAACUAGACCCAAAAAUGACCUUCAACCCUUGAUUUGGCCAUGCUAUGAAUCAUUUUCUGCCUUAAUUGUACUACAACGAUAUAUUAUGUUGAUGCAUACAGCAGGAUCUUUUCUUCCCGUAAAAAAUGUAAAUACAUCACUUAAAAGAUUGCGAUGAAGAACCCAAAUGUGGCCGCUGUGAAAAAAAGGUGCAGGUAUAAAAAUAUUUGAGCAUCUCUUCAAAACAAAUUGUCUUAUUUAUUUUUUUGGGGACUAUUUCUUUUGUUAUGGGCAAGCAGUAAAUAUGACUGUUUAGAGAAAAAAAUGAACAUGGAAAAAAAUAAAAUUAUUAAAAAGGUUAAUUUUUGGUAGAUGUUUGCAAUGUUUAUGGCUAAUUGUACAUUGUUGUCACUUCAGUGAAUGCACUGCAGUGAAGUGAAUAUCUGUUUCUUUCGUCUGGUGCAGUCACCACAGGGAGCAACUACAAGCAACGUGGCUAUCUCACUUCUCUCAACUUAAAAAACAAACAAACCAGGGAUCACCUGACCAUCCCAGCACUACUAAAGGCUGCGAUAAAGCAACUCCUGGUUGCGGGUUAGUUUACAGACGCACUCAUACAUUCAUACACUCAGGAUAAGAAGGAUCUUAUAUCUUAACAGGGAUGUUGCUCUUCUUACAAAAGUAGUCAUAGAUGUGAAUGACACACAGAUACUUACUGGACUGUCUCUGCUUUUACAUGUCAUAGAUGUUUUUUUGGUUGACACAUAUCCUUUUUAAACAAAAAAAAAAGACUAAAAUCAAUAAAUCCGUAUAGAGGUGAGAUGAGGUCACAACCUGAAGAGCCAUAAGGGGGUGUAUGUCACUGGCACUGCUGCUUUGGAAACGUGUCUCUUUUUAGUGGUGAACACAACCUGGUGCGAGCUGUAAGUGGAUACGCCACAUACAAGUCUCCAAGGGGCCAAUGCAACUGUAACUGCACCAUCAAUCAACUAAUGUAACUGGAUAUGACUGAACAAUAAUAAAAUAUGUGGAAAAAUCUACCCUGAGGAUAGGUGGCAUUUUUUGGGUCCCCACAUAGCAUUGAUCCGUCACAUGGAAUGUGAGAGGAAUGAUGAUUGUAUUAGGAUGCAAUCAGCGAGAAGUGGUGUUGAAUUGACUGAAGUAGGCCCGACUGGGUUUGUUGGUGUACAGCUGAUUGUUCAGGUACUGCUGACUGGAUGGGGCGAAAAACAGAAAUAAACCAAAAAUGGGCAACAAAGUCAGGAUUAAAUCAAUUACGGUUUCUUCUGGCUGCUCACUGUGCUUGUUGUUCUUGGGCCAGCUGCAUGUUGAACUGGUCUGACUGCAGCCGCUUUGCUCUCCUUAACUCAACCAUUCUCUGUUCCUCUUCCUGAGCUUCUCUGGAGUCCUUUAAGAUGUGAGCGUUCCAAGCUUCGUCCCGAUUCUUCUCAAAAACUCGCCGUCUCUUAUCAUGACAAAAUAGGUUUUGUGUCAGAUAAUCAAAUAUAUUCUUUGAUUCAUUUUGUUCUGGUCACAUGCAUGCACACUCACAGCAGAACCCCAAUUUAAGAGUGCCCUGAUUUUAGAGGGUUUUGAGAUAAAAAUUGUCUCUAAGGAAACAUUUUAGUUACAAGCAUGUCAGGCAUUAGUUGGUCUAAAACCCCACAGUGUAUUUCGCUACUUGCCUGUCUGCAGCCUCAGGAGUCGGAAAAUAAAUAAAAAAUAAAUAAAAUAAAAAACAGUUUUUGGUUAAUUUUGUCACUCCUUAUGACUUGACAUUUCUAUUUUUCUUAUAAAAAAUAUUAAAUGAAAAUCCAACUUUUUUUUAGACUUAGUUAUUUAAUUUUGACCUUCAAAAACAAGAAUGCUGUGUUUUUAAAUUAUUUCUGUUAUUGUUUAAAGAUUAAAUUCUAAUUUUGUUUCCCCAAUGCCCAUUCAUUAAAAAAAUCAAUGACCAAAUUAUACACUGACCAAUAAAACUAAAUAUGGAAAUACAUUUGUUUUCAACCACGGGAAGGAAGAAAGCGAGUGUAAAGGACAGUGCUGAGAAGAAGAAAUGGAUGAUAAUCAUUUAAUUAAAGAAAUAAAUAAUCAAAAACUUGACAGAGCUUGUCGCCAACUAUGAAAAGUAAUUUGAGUGUAUCACUGCUAGUGUGCACCUUACUGAAGCAGAUCAAACGCCAGUCAAAAAUUUGUUAAAAUAAUAUACAACCAUAAACAUUUAUCCAUGAAAAUAUGAAAAUGCUGCUGACUGUGUGAUUGACAGCGAAGCAGCUGGAAGGAGAUACCGUAAAAGUCCACUCUCCUGGGUAUAUGUUGUACAUUAUUAUUACAUUACUCCAUAAAACUAUUGUGUAGUGGUUAGUACUACAAUCUGUUUUUAUUGUUUUUAUGUGUUUUGGUAUUCAGUUCCUGUCCAGCACGCUCAUGUUUCAUUUAACUUUCUGUUGGUCUCCAUUCUUUGCUUCUUUACCUCUGCCUGAGCACUGUUUCCCUAACAUGUUCCACUAUUGGCAAUCAGGAGACACACCUGUCCUUGGUUGUUAAUCAGAUGGCUUCUGAAGAUUCAUUGUCUUUAAUACUCUUACACAUCACGCUGAACCCACUGGUCCUCCUACGUUUACGUUUUUUGCCUCUGCCUUAGUUACCCCUUUGGCUUUUUGUUAGUUGAGUUUAUUGACUCACCCGUGGACCUUUGUUUCUUCCACCCUGGUGUGGCCUUAUUUUUCAUGUUUAAAAAUACUACUUUUCCGACAGGCUCUCUCUAUUCUCUGCAUCCUGGGGUCACGCCAACAACGCCAAGCUCUCUUCAUGAGACAUUCUAGUCUACUGUAUUGUUUUCCAAACAAUAUUCUGUAUAUAAAAGUAGUUUUUUCUUUUUAAAAGGUGUGUUACUUGUUACAAUUGUGCUGUUUUGGAGGUGGUGCUCCGUCACAGAACCAAUUAAACUCAUAAGUUGA
Nerophis ophidion (straightnose pipefish) is the source of this 9085-nucleotide messenger RNA. It is a transcript of the gene l1cama, whose product is annotated as L1 cell adhesion molecule, paralog a. Gene Ontology annotation, molecular function: cell-cell adhesion mediator activity. Gene Ontology annotation, biological process: dendrite self-avoidance; brain development; homophilic cell-cell adhesion. The transcript is spliced from 29 exons. The coding region runs from base 255 to 4103 and encodes 1282 amino acids. NCBI's taxonomy places the organism in Eukaryota, Metazoa, Chordata, Actinopteri, Syngnathiformes, Syngnathidae. The record is from RefSeq and is a predicted model, not a curated record. Gene Ontology annotation, cellular component: plasma membrane; axon.